Messenger RNA from Drosophila grimshawi, 4077 nucleotides. RefSeq names its product ecdysone-induced protein 74EF (gene Rbfox1). NCBI's taxonomy places the organism in Eukaryota, Metazoa, Arthropoda, Insecta, Diptera, Drosophilidae. The coding region runs from base 267 to 3014 and encodes 915 amino acids. Gene Ontology annotation, molecular function: mRNA binding. Gene Ontology annotation, biological process: regulation of alternative mRNA splicing, via spliceosome; nervous system development. The record is from RefSeq and is a predicted model, not a curated record. Gene Ontology annotation, cellular component: cytoplasm; nucleus. The transcript is spliced from 17 exons.
AGGAAAAUUGAUGAAUAUUCAAAUCAAAAAUAAAUCAAAUGCGACGUCUGCAAAUUCAGUGUUAAUUUUAUCACUCAACAACAAGUGCAACCAGAAGCCAAGUGAGACUAACCCCAUUUAGAGGAGUUGUGGACUAGCCCUAAAUUAAAAUAAAAUAAAACACAAUUGAACGGGGCCGGCUGUGCAUAUAAUUUGCGACGCAACUGUAAACACAAAAAGCCGUCAAACUGUGGGGCUCCGGGGCAUAUUUUCUUCCUCCGCAAGGAAUGUAUUAUCAGGUAUCUGCCAUGUCAACAAUACAUAACACGGUAGAGCACAUGGUGCAGACUGGAGUGCCGUUUUCGGGCGCCCCGGCUGCCUAUGCGGCCGCACCAGGACCGGCGGCUGCGGCCGCUGCAGCAGCUGCUGCUGCUGGUGCGCCCACAGCGGCCGAAAGUUUGUCGCUGGCCGUCACAGCAGCAGCCGCAAUCAAAACUGAGCCUGGCAUGCAGCUGAAGGCAGCCGCCGAAUGCGCAGCAGCGGCCAAUGCCAACACAGGAGCAGCUAGUGUGGCGCCAGCUCCAGUCGCAGUCGCCACCAGCGUGGCCGAUGGCGUUGUCGUCAAUGCACCGUUGUAUAUUCAACAAAAGACAAAUCUGUCAACACAACAACAAACACUACAGACACAGUACAAUGGCGGCAUCAGCAAUGGAACCGCAGCCAUCGUAGCAGCAACUGCCACGGGCACAACUACCACGCCGCUGGUCACGCAACAACAGCAGCAGCAGCAGCAGCAACAGCAACAGCAGCCACCCGCACCUCUGACAAACGGACACGCCAUGGAGCAACUGCAGCAGCAGCAACAGCAGCUACCGCAUACGCCACAGAAUGUGCUCAGCAUUUCCACAGUAUUGAUUGCCAAUGAGGCAGCGGAGCCACAGCAAAACUCAGCGCUGCCACAUGCCGGUGGAGGCGGAAGUGGAACUGGUGGUGGCGGUACGCCUGGCUCACCGCUCAGCACCUCACCGUCCAGCGUCCCAGUUGCUGCAACAGCAAUCACACUCAAUGGCAGCAGCAACAGCAUGCCCAACGAAGGUAACAUCUCGGGCAACACAUCACCCAUUGCUACCGGCGAACCGCUGUUGCAAACACCACCAGCAGCACAGCAACAGCAGCAACAACAGCAGCAGCAGCAACAACAACAACAGCAGCAUAAUAUAAUCAGCAGUCCAACAGCAGCAACUUCAGUGACCGCCACAUCUAUAGCAGCGGGAGCAUUGGCAGCCACCAGUAGCAGCCUAUCGACCGGACUACUGCCAACAGCUGGACUGGAUAGUAAUGCUAAUUGUGGCGUUGUGCCCGCAACCACCACGCAGGUGAUUGCGCAUCUAAAUGCAGCCGCUGCGGCGGCCAGUGGCAUUAUGACCGCCUCCGUGCAGUCACCGAAUGUGGUCAGUAGUCUUAGCAGCGCUCUAGUCCCGGCACAGUCGGUCUCAUCGGUGUCUGCCGCCAUUGCUGCAGCUGCCUCGCUGGAGGCCAAGAGUCAGCCCAAACGUUUGCACGUCUCCAAUAUACCGUUUCGGUUCAGGGAUCCGGAUCUGCGAGCCAUGUUUGGGCAAUUUGGCACCAUAUUGGACGUGGAAAUCAUCUUCAAUGAGCGCGGAAGCAAGGGAUUCGGUUUUGUAACAUUCGCUAACAGCAACGAUGCAGAACGAGCACGCGAACGUCUACACGGCACCGUGGUUGAGGGACGCAAAAUCGAGGUGAAUAACGCCACUGCACGUGUACAAACCAAAAAAGUGACAGCAGUACCCAACGUUGUACUGACCAAAGACGGUGCCAUACCGGCUCCAGCUCUAGUUUGCGUACAAUGGCCUGAAGCCGCCGUAGCCGCCGCCGCUGCCAUGCGUGGAGUUGCCAUACAACGUGGACACGUGGGCGUGGUCGGUGCCACACCCUUCCAUCAUCCCCAUCAUCCGCACCAUCAUCAGGCGUUGGCCGCUGCCGUCGCCCAGCAGCAACAGCAACGUCAAGUGGCCGCCGCUGCCGUGGCCGCAGUAGCCGCCCAACAGCAGCAGCACCAGCAACAACAACAGCAGCAGCACCAACAGCAACAGCAGCAGCAACAUCAACAGCAGCAACAACAACAGCAGCAACAACAACAGCAACAUGCCGCAGUAGCCGCCGCUGCCGCUGCCCAGCACUCACAGCACGCCGCUGCCGCCGCCGCAGCCGCUGCUGCCGGCCACACACAUCCGCAUGCCCAUGCGCACGCUCUCGCUCCUCAGUUGGCCCAGUUGCAGCCGACGCUGCAGGCUGUCGGAGUGCCCACUGCCGCUGGCAAUGCUGCGGCUGCUGCCGCUCAGCAACAUUCGGCGCUGCAGCAAUCGUUGGCUGCGGCCGCAGCUGCACAGAACUCGGGCGUGGCUGGUAAUGCGAACGCUGCUGCCGCCGCGGCGUAUGCGGCACGCCUCUCUGCUGCAACAUCCCAAACGCCGGCCGCUGCUGCUGCGGCUGCUGCUUCCAUGGCAGCGUCGGCCAAUGCGGCCAACAAUGCUGCAGCUUUGCAUGGAUUUGCGCCCGUAUACUAUGAUCCCUUCUUAGCAGCCGCUGCUUCCGCUGAUCCAAAUCUACGCUUCCAGGCAGCCAAACCGGUCACUGAAGUUCCAGCCGCACAGCCAGCCGCCAUGUUAAAUCGCCGCACUGUGACUACGCUAAACAGUACCCCACAUACGAUCAACCGCAUUCCGGUACCACAGAAUGUUUUGGCCACUGCUCCGCUGUUAAAGACACCCCUGUCUCAGGCCCAGCAGCAGGCGUAUGCCACGGCGGCCACCACCUACACGGCGGUCGCUGCCCGGGCCGCCUACGGAGCCGCUGCAGCUGCAGCUGCCCAACCAGCACUCGGCUAUGCCACCGUAGCAGGUUACGCGCGCGAGUAUGCGGAUCCCUAUCUAGGACAUGGCAUUGGACCCGUGCCCGGCUAUGGGGCAACCAUGUAUCGGGGUGGAUUCAAUCGUUUUACGCCAUAUUAAAAAGCAACACAAGUCAGCCAAAUAAUGCACUUGAACUACUCUCGAAAAUGCUCAAGUAUGAACAAAAAUUAGCCGUAAAUACUCCUCCUCUACAGUGCAGUAAGUAGCAGUUAAAUCUAAACCAAUAGAUGGAGAUACUCAAAUAUCACAAAGAACAGACGCUCAAAGAUUAACAAACAAAAACAACAAAAAAAAAACCCACUCAAUACUUUAUGGAGAGUUGAAAAUCAAAGCUAUAAGCAGCUGGCCACUAACUUGUGGCAAAUUAAACUAAAAUUAAAAAAAAAAAACAAAACAAAAAAAAAUUGCAAAUCAAUGUCGUCCAACAAAAACAAAUGCAGCAUAAACAAAAUAUUUAAAUGGCAAUUAGUUUGCGAAACGUGCUUCAUGCGUAGAUUUUUACCAAAAACAAAAGCUGAAAUUUUGUGCGGGAGAUCAGAAUUUAUAUAUAUAUAUAUAUAUAUGUAUAUAUUAUAUAUAUAUAUAUAUAUGUAUGUAUACCUACGGGAUCUAUAAAUAUUAUACCUUUAGAUAUGGUAUUUGUAUAUCAAAAAUGAGCAAUUUUAUGUAUUUUCAGGAUACCCACUGAAAAUCAACAAACAAAAAAAAAAAAACAUAUUUUGUUUAAUAGUUUUGUUUAUUAAGUUAGCUUUAUAUUUAUAUAAUUAUUUUUGUUUCAUGUAAUUGUUACAUAUAGCAUUGUAGUUUGUAGCAAACAAGAAGCAACAAAAACAAGCGCCACACAACAAAUUUGAUAUUAUUUUUCUAUAAAUGUACGCAAAAAAGUUGCCAAAACAAAAAAAAACAAAACAACAAAAAUUAAAUGAAAAUUUAAAACCAUACCUUAAUUUCAUCAUAAAUUGUCACAUCUCCAUAGAAUACUCAUUAUAUUAUUGUUGUUCGAGCAACAACAACUCUUUUUGUCAACGAAUUUAUUUUUUAAAUGUUUUGCUCUGCUUUGCUUAAUUAUUGUUCCUAGUAUUUUUAUUUCGGCAGCUAGAACGCUAAGUCAACUCAAUGAAAAUAAAAUUGCUCAACUUGUAGCGCAUAAGCAAAUGCAAAA